AUGAAGCAGCAAAGACCUUAUUUUGUGUGCAAGAAGUGCGGCCCAGAGUCAUGGAUUUUCUGUGACAGAGCUGCCAAAGCUGAAACCUGCCACCUGUGCGGUGGUCGCUGGCCGAAGUACAAGGAGCAGCCUAGCUCCAAACCUGAGCGGGUCUGGCGAUCCCAACAAGCUGUGCAGCCGAAAGGUUUUCGUCAGGACGGCAAGAUCCACAAAGCGUUGCAUUCUCUUUGGGAGAAGUUUACGCCGGAAGUUCAGCAGGGUCUGGUUGCUGCUGGAUGGAAGCCCAAAGCUGAGCCGAAGCUUGAGGCUCCCCCUGGCCUGCCCAGGUUAGGGGCGGGAGGGCACAUAGGAAAGGGCAAAGGCAAAGGGAAGCAGAGUGAGCCGGCAGAGCAUGACUCAGCUCAUCAGGCCUUGUGGGAAUCGGCAAGCUCGGAGCAGCGAGCAUGGCUUCAUCAGCUCGGCUUUCAGUGCCCCAGCCCGUCGGAGCCCUCAGAUUUGAAGACACUGAUCAACGCGCACAUGGACCAGCUCCCGGAGACGCUUAGGCAAGCAAUAGCCAGUCUUGAGCCGCCAGAGCCGGAACCUUCGGCCACAGAGCAAGUUUUGUCAGCCACGAAGAAAUUCAAGGCAAGCACGAAUGAGCUUCGUCAACUCAUUCAGAAAUCUGCAGGCUUGCAGGUCAAAAUCGACCGUGCCAAAGCCACGUAUGCAGAUCUGCUGGACCAAAUGAAGGCUGUCCAGACUGAAUUGGCUGAUAAGCAGUUGGCGGUCACCAAACUCCAAAAGGAACUGGAGUCCAAGGUCCAAUCUGGAGCCGGGUAG
Molecule: messenger RNA, 822 nt
Organism: Symbiodinium natans
Lineage: Eukaryota; Dinophyceae; Suessiales; Symbiodiniaceae
Source: the annotation of a GenBank genome assembly